AUGGCUCGGCCAAAAUCUAGGACGGUGCCCAAAGUCCCAGCUACUCAGGAAAUUGCAAUGAAAUAUGAUUGCGUAGGAACAUGGCGCAUUAGUACCGAAUUCCAAUACACUAGAAACCGGUGUUCAAGGCAGAAGAAUACUGGACCAGUCAAUUGGACUGGCGAGUCAGGCUUGAUCCGCCCGGUAUACGUGUACUCAAGUUUCUUUAGCUUCAUUCGCAUGAAGUAUCUGGCUUUCCAAUCUGACGAUGCUGAAAGCCGAAGACUCGACGAGUCUGAAAAACAGUCCGACCGCAAUAGAACAGCUGUGAAGACUUUUAGAGAGUGUUCAAAGAUGAGGCCGUUGCGUAUUCACAGCGUGAAACGCAUAGGCCAGUAA
Messenger RNA from Colletotrichum lupini, 378 nucleotides. RefSeq lists its product as uncharacterized. Bases 1 to 378 code for a protein of 125 amino acids. The transcript is spliced from 2 exons. The record is from RefSeq and is a predicted model, not a curated record. NCBI's taxonomy places the organism in Eukaryota, Fungi, Ascomycota, Sordariomycetes, Glomerellales, Glomerellaceae.